AUGGCCGAGGCUAAGAUGACUGACAUGGCCAACGCUAAGAUGCCUGACAUAAUGAACAACCCCAUCGACGAGGUUGUCAAGCACGCUAUCACCAACUCUGUUAUGGACAUCAUCUGCAAUGUGGUUGACAUCAUGGUCGAAACCAAUUCGCCUAUGCCCGUACUCAAGAAGACCAUGACCAAGGAUCUUAUGACCUCUAUCAACGCCAGAGUCGAGGCUCUCGUUGACGAGCACGUCAACCAGUCGCUCGAAGCAGCUCGCACUAAGGCCGCUCUCGAGGCCGAACUCGAGAUGGCCAAGAAACUCUCGGCCAUUAGAGCCGCCAUCGUCAAGGACCUAGAGGAUCACCUCGAGUUGCGUUCUCGCCAAUUCGAGGACUUUAGUGGUCUUCUGGAGUCCACGGCGAUUGAUGCUGGCGAAGAUGGUCUUGGUGCCGCUGGUGUCCAUACCACUAAUCUCAACAUUGCAUGCAUCAUCCACGAGAAGGAUGAUGAGGUUCUCAAGCAGACAGUCAAGUACCUGGAAGCCGACCUUCCUGGUAAUGCAGAGAUCUGCGAAAUCCAAGCUGAUAUCGCUAAGAUGGAUGCAAAGCUGGGUAUCGUCAAGGAGGAAGGCACCGUCAAUGCACCGAAUCUGCACAUGACGUUCAUCGCACCUGCAGUUCUUAGUUAUCAAAAGAACCAGGACUGGCGGGAUGGGCUCGCAUCAGUUUUCAUCAACCGAGAAGGUCGAGAUCCUACUUUGGCGGAGAUACAACUGGAGUACGACAAAGCGUGGGUAGCUGAGAGAAGGGAGUUCGACAUGACAGCAUAUCGUCUUCUCAAGGAAACUGGUAUAGAACCAAACAAGUACGAAAUUUUGGACGCGUUGGAGUUGCAAAUGAAAAAUCCCGAGUACAACUCCGAAUAUGCUGUUUACCAUCGCUGGGACCAAAAUCCAUCGUAUCCCGCCAACAGUAAACUUCCCACGAGCAGGAGCAAUCCUAUUGAUCUCACGAACUCUGAUCAGUCGGCAACAAAUACAGCGACAAAGAAGCACGAGACGGAUUUGAGACAAACAAACGCGGGAGCUGUGAGAUCUUUUGCACCACACUCUACCCUCAACCUCUCCAGUCUACCCAAACAAGAGUCUAUUUUCGAGCACAUACCGCUCCAGCCAAUCGAUCCCUCAUCAGAGAUCCAUCCGGAGACAAGCUUCUCUACACAAAUGCUCGAAGUUGGCCGUCGCAAAAUCAAAGCAGUGCCUAAGGGAACUGCUACGUCGACGCCAAAUUCAAGAGAUGCAGGACCGACAACAGAAGCUGCGGCUAGAAACACAACCAACACUACGGUGGAAGCAUCAUCACAGCCUUUGACGAAAAAGCACACCGAGAAGAUCUCCAAUGCAGGACGAGCUAUGCAAUCCAAAAGCAGUCCACCGCCUGCAAGCACAAGAAUCGAGUAUGAUCGACCACUCUUUGUUAAGGCAAAGCCAAGAUUUGCAUCAAGUACAGACAGAUCUCACAUUUCUGGUCCAAUCUUUGUCAGAAAACAACCGAACGGUUUUGUGUUGGUCGAUGAUCACGAACAGCUCGACAGUACGCCAGAAUUCAAUGACAAGUCACCCUUCAGGGCGCUUCAACCACACCCAGGUUCUGCCUCGUCUCAGCAACCAGCUCGUGCCCCGAUAAGCAGUCAAGCCUCGAAUGAUGGUGUCACGACAGUCUUAGCAAGCCAAUAUUCGGAACACUUCGACGACUACAUCAAAGAAAAACUAGGACAAGGCGUGGAUGGGCGUACGCACAGGAUCUUCAAGCUCGCCAUGUUGCACGCGAGCCGCUGGACACUUGAGAACAUGCCUAGGACAGACGGUGCGAUCCAGGUCUUGUCCUCGCAAGUGACCACCAACGAGCGGAACUCUCGCACCGUAAACAAAUGUGUGGAAACAGUACUAGACGCUUGCGAUGUCAAAGACGACAGCAAACCUGCCGAUCUGUACAAGCUGCUCGACAAGCAAGAGAAGGAAAGACAGCAAAGUCUGGAGCGAGUGGCCGACAAGCUGAACAAGGAGAAGAAAGACAAGGUCAAGCUGAUGAGCGAGCUCGAGGUGAUGAAAGAGGAAGUUCAGAAGGAGAAGGAUGCCAGAGAUCAGGAAGAUGAAGACAGGUUGAGGAAACAUCUGGAACGGAAGAAGAAAGGGAGCAAAGAAGAUGGCGGCAACAGUGGUGCGAAUGAAGAGAGAAGAAAGAGAAGGAGAGAUGCUGAGCAGGAGGAGCAUGUCGACAUCGAUAUGUUGCUGUAA
Aureobasidium namibiae CBS 147.97 is the source of this 2280-nucleotide messenger RNA. RefSeq lists its product as uncharacterized. NCBI's taxonomy places the organism in Eukaryota, Fungi, Ascomycota, Dothideomycetes, Dothideales, Saccotheciaceae. The transcript has 6 exons. The record is from RefSeq and is a predicted model, not a curated record. The coding region runs from base 1 to 2280 and encodes 759 amino acids.